Messenger RNA from Lycium ferocissimum, 873 nucleotides. RefSeq lists its product as uncharacterized. The transcript is spliced from 2 exons. The record is from RefSeq and is a predicted model, not a curated record. Bases 1 to 873 code for a protein of 290 amino acids. Lineage: Eukaryota; Viridiplantae; Streptophyta; Magnoliopsida; Solanales; Solanaceae.
AUGUCUGACACCAGUGUAAGACCAAGGUUGUCUGAAUAUAACUUCAACAUUCUCUCGGCAGCCAGUGUAGCUGCUAUCGAUCACAUCAAAGAUACAAGAUGGCCAAGGCCUCUGCGAACUGCCCAUUCACAACAGGAUCCAAAUCUAAUAUGCGACUACCAUGGUACUCAUGGACACCGGAACGACGACUAUAAAGGGUUAAGGGAUGAAGUGGCACGGUUGUUAAAAAAGGGUCAUCUCUUGGAGUUUCUUAGUAAACGAGCAAAGAAUCAUUUCAAGAACAGAGAAACCAAUAAGAAGACCAAACCAGAGAAAACCAAAUAUUUGAUCAACAUGAUCGUUGGUGGGGUAGAAAUACCCCGAGGUCCGAUGACGAAGAAGACAAAAUUCUCAAUCACUCGAGAGAAGAGGUCCAGGGACUAUGUACCGGAUGAAUUUAUCUCCUUCAGCGACGAAGACGCGGAGGGUAGCUCGACCAACAUUAUCCAAUGGAAAGUAGUGGAGCAGCUGGAACUGUUGGAUCAGAUUGUGCCAGCAUCUCAGGUCCUCAAUGGGUUUAAUAUGGCUUAUGAAACUACCAAGGGCAAGAUCACUCUACCAGUAAAUGCGGCCACCGUCGUCCAGCACACAAAGUUCUACCUCAUUGAUGGAGAGAUGAGGUACAAUGCCUUCCUUAGAAGACCAUGGUUACAUAUCAUGAGGGUAGUACCUUCAACCUUACACCAGAUGUUGAAAUUCCCAACCCCGAAGGGAGUAAAAAUCAUUCAUGGAGAGCAACCAGCAGCAAAAGAAAUGUUCGCGGUUGAAGAAGCUGUUCAAACGCCAAUGACAAACGUACAUGAGGAUGUGAACGAAAGUAAAAACACCAAAUAG